Phalacrocorax carbo (great cormorant) is the source of this 2973-nucleotide messenger RNA. Lineage: Eukaryota; Metazoa; Chordata; Aves; Suliformes; Phalacrocoracidae. The record is from RefSeq and is a predicted model, not a curated record.
CCAUGCUUGGCACAUUCAAAGGCUGCAAGCUCAUGGCUUGCCAAGGCAGGGAGCUGAGACUGGGAGAGGAGCACUGAGCACUUUGACCUGGGGCUGGUCUCCCCCAUCAGAUAUUCAUAGCCUCUUUUCCCAGCUGCUGGCCCCAUGCAGCUAUGCAAUGGCUAGAAUGGGGCCACGGGGUGUCCCCAGCUGUAUCCCCUGCCAAGAAGCAACAUAUUCCUCCUGAUUAUAGGGGAGCAGCCCUUGAGCUGAUAGGUGCAGGUGUCACUGUCCUCCUGCCCUGUGGGUACAGGAGUUGGACUGGCACCACCCUCACUGUGGCAUUGCACACAGAAGCUGGAGCCUCUUGCAGCAUCUGGGUGCUACCUUCAAGGGCAGGUGCAAGUGCAGAGGUAAGAGCUGCCUGGAAGGGGUGGGCUCCAACUCCAGCCUUGGUACAAACUCCUGCCCCACUGCGACCCACAGCCUGGCAGGGAUAUAGGUCCAGGGACUCUGGUACUGGGGUGCCUGUCCAGCUCCAGGGACCUGGCACCCACUGCAGGGCAGCAUAAUAGCAAUGGGGUCCCCAGCUCUCUCCGUCACAGCUCUCUGUCUUGGGAGAGCAGACCAGCAGGACUUGCAGCCACAGGGUGUGGGGCAGCUGUAAAAGCUGCCCCAUGAGAAGCCCCACUGCUGCCACUCUUUCCUUUUCCCCUCCCAGCUGCAGGGGCCUCAAAUGUGAGAGCAAAUGAGAAAUCAAGGCUGGAGCACUUGGUGUGCCCUGGUUCUGCUGCUGCCCCAUGCCAGGGGGUGGGUGGGCCUCUGGCACGCCCAGCAACCCACUAACGCAAAUAGCCAGCGGCUCCUCUCCACCCCGCUCCCCUCCUGGCUCACGCAUGGGCUCCAAUUUCUCGGCGUCAGCCUCUGCCAGCACUCAGCUGUCGGUUCCCCUCUGGCCUGUCACUCCCACUCUCCACGGGGCUGGGGCAGCUGCUGCCCCCCUCCCUGCGCACCCAGCACAGAGGGCCAGGGGCUCUGCAGCCAACGGGGAGCCCCAACAUCGGCCACCCUUUGUGGUGUUUUUCAUCGCAGGACGGGAGCUCCAAACACAGCCAUGACAGAGAAGGAAGUGCCAGAGCCAUCAAGUUCACCUGCUUCAGGUGGGAAUGGGAAACCCAAGAGCCGGCUACAGAAGCUGAAGCAACUUUUCCAGCGAAAGCCCAAGGAGGAGAUGGUGCCAGAGCCACAACCCAAUGGGGAGCUGGUCAGCCCGUCAGGGGGUCCCAUCUACUACAUCUAUGAAGAGGAGGAAGAGGAGGAAGAGGAGGAGGAGCCCGAGCCCCCUCCUGAACCCCAGAAACUUGUCAAUGACAAACCCCACAAGUUCAAAGACCAUUACUUCAAAAAGCCCAAGUUCUGUGAUGUUUGUGCCCGCAUGAUUGUCCUCAACAACAAAUUUGGCCUGAGGUGCAAGAACUGCAAAACCAACAUCCACCACCACUGCCAGUCCUACGUGGAGAUGCAGCGCUGCUUCGGCAAAAUUCCCCCAGGGUUUCGCCGGGCAUACAGCUCACCCCUCUACAGUGACCAGCAAUACGCCUGUGUCAAGGACCUGCUCUCAGCCAACAGGAGCGACCCUGUGUUCGAGACCCUGCGGACAGGCGUCAUUAUGGCCAACAAGGAGCGGAAGAAAGGGCAGGAUGACAAGAAAAAUCCUUUGGCUGCUAUGAUGGACGAGGAGCCAGAGGCCACAAAGCCAGAAAAGGGCAAAACCGAGGGCGGCACCUCUGAAGGGGACAAGAAGACUGAGAAGAGCCCAACAGAUGACAAGAACAAGAAGCCACAGUCUGGGAUUCGUGGUGGCUAUCUUCAGUCUCACUAUUUUGUGGCACUUUAUCGAUUCAAAGCCCUGGAGAAGGAUGACCUGGAUUUCCCGCCAGGGGAGAAGAUCACAGUGGUCGAUGACUCCAAUGAGGAGUGGUGGCGGGGGAAGAUCGGUGAAAAAAUUGGCUACUUCCCUCCAAACUUCAUCAUUCGGGUGCGGGCAGGCGAGCGGGUGCACAAGGUGACACGCUCCUUUGUGGGCAACCGGGAGAUCGGGCAGAUCACGCUCAAGAAGGAUCAGGUACGAUAGGCCCACAUGGUCACAGCCCGUGGUCCUCUAGCCUCCACCGGCAUCUCUGCCCCAGCCUCCCUCCAGGCCCACCCCUCAUGGCUCCCCUGCUGCCCUGCUGAACCCCACAGCCACCCUCUGCCCUGGCCUGCACGACUGUCCUCACACUGCCCACCUCCCCCAGCCCCUUGAAGAGACCCGCUCUGCCCAGCCUGCCCCCUGCCAGGGACUUGCCACCUUCCCCCUGCUCUGUGAGGCCCCAGGAGUCUCACCUGCACCCCUCUCACCCCCAGAUUGUGGUACAGAAGGGCGAGGAGGUGAAUGGUUACGUGAAAGUCUACACUGGCCGCAAAGCAGGGCUCUUCCCUGUGGACUUCCUGCAGGAGAUCUGAGCGGGCCAGUGUCCCAGGGCCUCCCACCUGGGGUGACGGAUGGAUCCUGGCUGCAGGGAGCUGCUGGAGCUGGGCGGGGAUGGGGAUGGGGCAGCAGGCACCCCCAUCCCUUUUGCCUGCAGCAAUGGUAUUUCCAGUAGGGACUAUCUCAGCCAGCAGGUACAGGGCAGGCUGGGGCUGUGGGAGGCCCUUCUUGCACUGUUUCCCCCACGGGGUUUUUGGUGCCUUCAGAGAGGCGCAAGGAGGGAGCACUCCCUGCCUGAGGUGGAGGGUGCUGGGUACCUUGGGGGUGUCAGUGCGGUCCUGUCCCACUACUCUGGGCUGUGUAAUCCUGUGUUUUGGCAAUACUCAUCUGCUCCCCAACCCAUUGUCUGCCUGGUUUGGAUUUCCUUAGGGGUGAGGGGAAGGGUCACUAUGGGGCUGCCGGUGGCCCCAGCUGCCACGGAGCUGGCUGGUGCUUCCCUGCUCUGUGUGACACCCUGUGCAGCA